Lecanosticta acicola is the source of this 1416-nucleotide messenger RNA. NCBI's taxonomy places the organism in Eukaryota, Fungi, Ascomycota, Dothideomycetes, Mycosphaerellales, Mycosphaerellaceae. The record is from the annotation of a GenBank genome assembly.
AUGACCAGAGUCCUUGCUGGGGUUAGUCUGUGGUAUCAUGGUAGAGGGUUCGAAGGCUGACUCUGCCCAGCCGUACUGUACACAAAUUCUUGGCGAUCUAGGGUACGAUUGAUGAGCCCAGUAUUGACCAUCUUUGGGUCAGACCUCACGAACUCUGUAGGCUUAUUCCGAAGUAGAGCAGAAGUCAUCAAGAUCGAACACCCAACACGAGGUGACGACACGAGAGCAUGGGGUCCACCCUACGCACCGUACGCCAAAGACAGCGGCAAAGAGGGUCAAGGCGAAGCAGCUUAUUUCCUGAGCGUACGACUUCAUUGCAGCUAAAGUCCGAAUUGUGCUGAUGUCGAGUAGGUCAACCGCAACAAGAAAUCGAUCGGUCUCUCAUUUCAGAGCAAAGCCGGCGUGGAGAUCUUGCAUAAACUUGCCAAGGACUGCGACGUCCUCGUGGAGAACUACCUACCGGGAGCCCUGAAGAAAUACAACAUGGACUACGAAAGCGUCUCGAAAGUAAACCCCAAGAUCAUCUACGCCAGCAUCACCGGCUAUGGGCAAACGGGACCGCACAGCUCGAGAGCAGGCUACGAUGUCAUGGUUGAAGCUGAGAUGGGCCUCAUGCACAUCACGGGCCAUCGCGAUGGACCACCGGCCAAAGUGGGAGUAGCAGUGACGGACUUGACGACAGGCCUCUACACCAGCAACUCGGUUAUGGCUGCUCUUCUAGCCAGAGCUAAGACUAACAAAGGUCAACACAUUGACGUGGCGCUCGCGGACUGUCAGGUCGCUACUCUAGCCAACAUCGCCUCUUCCUGCCUCAUCUCUGGAAAGGCUGACUCGGGUCGUUGGGGCACAGCUCAUCCUUCCAUUGUGCCAUACAAAGCAUUCAAGACUAGUGAUGGUGAUAUACUCCUGGGAGGUGGAAACGACCGGCUCUUCGGUGUCCUGUGUGACAAGAUCGGCAAGCCAGAAUGGGCCACCGACGACAAAUUCAAAACCAACGCCGACCGAGUGAAGCGAAGAGACGAGCUCGAAGACUUGAUCGAAGGAGUCACGCGAUCCAAGACGACGGAAGAAUGGCUCAAGAUUCUGGAAGGAAGCGGGAUGCCCUAUGCGCCUAUCAACGACGUCAAGACGACGCUAGAGCAUGAGCACAGUAAGUCCACCGCCUGCCUCCAUGUUUCUAACGUUCUGCUAACUCUAUCGCCAGCUCUCGCUCGGAAUAUGGUGACCGAAGUAGACCAUCCUUCCUGCGGCCCCAUGAAACUCGUCUCUCCACCCGUCAAGUUCUCCGAAUCCAAACCCAGCAUUCGUACGCCACCGCCGACGUUGGGUCAGCAUACCAACGAGGUCCUGUCCGAGCUGCUGGGCAUGAACAAUAGCGAGAUCGAAGCGCUGAAGAAGGAUGGCGUGGUUUCAUAA